Messenger RNA from Amborella trichopoda, 1263 nucleotides. RefSeq names its product 20S proteasome beta subunit G1 (gene PBG1). Gene Ontology annotation, cellular component: proteasome core complex. Lineage: Eukaryota; Viridiplantae; Streptophyta; Magnoliopsida; Amborellales; Amborellaceae. The record is from RefSeq and is a predicted model, not a curated record.
CAGACAUAAAAGCCGCAGAGCCUUGCGCAAAGGGCUAAAGGAAAGUGCUUUAUAUAUGAAAAAUUGAUAUAAGAAUCUCUGAGUCUUGAGCAAGGGGCUAAAGGACAGUUGAAACUCUGCUUCUCUCCAGCUUCGAUCUCCUUCCCGUCAAAUACUAUGGAUUCUCUUGCUUCUGAUCCUGUAAACCAGUGCACGGCGACGAGCUUUGAGAUGGACUCACAGAGGACACAGUAUCCAUAUGUUACUGGGACCUCUGUGAUAGGUGUAAAGUAUGAGGAUGGGAUUCUUAUGGCUGCUGAUACGGGAGCUUCCUAUGGAUCUACCUUGCGAUACAAAAGUGUGGAGAGAAUCAAGCCUGUUGGUAAACACUCUCUUCUAGGUGCAAGUGGAGAAAUAAGUGAUUUUCAGGAAAUCUUACGGUACCUCGAUGAGCUCAUCUUAUACGAUAAUAUGUGGGAUGAUGGGAACUCCCUGGGACCCAAAGAAGUGCACAGUUAUCUCAAUCGAGUAAUGUACAACAGGCGCAACAAAUUCAAUCCUUUGUGGAACUCACUUGUCCUUGGUGGAGUAAAGAAUGGGAAAAAGUAUCUUGGCAUGGUCAGCAUGAUAGGUGUGCAUUUUGAGGACAACCAUGUGGCUACUGGAUUUGGGAAUCAUCUCGCUAGGCCAAUUCUGCGGGAUGAAUGGCGUGAAGACAUGACCUUUGAGGAGGCUGUGAAGUUGCUUGAGAAGUGUAUGCUUGUACUUCUCUAUCGUGAUCGAUCAGCUAUCAACAAGUUACAGAUUGCUAAAAUCACAGAGGAGGGCGUGACCAUCAUGCCUCCUUAUGCCUUGAAGACAUUCUGGGGCUUCUCUGCUUUCGAGAAUCCAACCAAAGGGGCCGAAGGAUCGUGGUAGCUCCUAGUAAGGGAAAGUGUGCGUUCCUUGCAAGUCUUACAAUUUCUCUCUUCAUUUAGAUAUAUUCUAGUUGGAGAUUAAAACUGAAGGCCCUACCUGGAUUUCACUUGAAAUAUUUUCUCAAAUUUCCUUCCUCAUAUAUGGUGUUGCCUAUUGCUUCGAUGUUUUCAUUUUUGCACUUCUUACAAGGUCGUCUCUGAUGUGGUGAAUUAAUGCCAAUCUCAUUGCCACAGAAAGUGUCAUACAAAUACAUUCAUAGGGAGGGUUACCUACCUGUGUUACUGGAUCUCUAGACUUAAGAUUUUGAUGCUUUUGGAUGAGAGAUAUUUUAGCUUCAGAAAAAAUUGCACAAUCGUCUUAAAUUUA